Messenger RNA from Anopheles cruzii, 5057 nucleotides. Its product is annotated as heterogeneous nuclear ribonucleoprotein U-like protein 2. The record is from RefSeq and is a predicted model, not a curated record. NCBI's taxonomy places the organism in Eukaryota, Metazoa, Arthropoda, Insecta, Diptera, Culicidae. The transcript is spliced from 10 exons. Bases 1 to 3534 code for a protein of 1177 amino acids. Gene Ontology annotation, molecular function: protein binding.
AUGGAUCUAGCGAAGCUCAAGGUGGCCGAGCUGAAGGCCGAGCUUGCGGCCCGAAACCUAGACACCAAAGGCGUGAAAGCGGUGCUGCUGGAGCGUCUCAAGGAGGCGAUCGAGCGAGAAAGCAACGCUACCACCGCCGCCGCCGUCGGUCUGAGUGGCGCGCCGCAAUUCCAAGCACAGCAUCACUUUUUGCUGCAGCAACAACAACAACAGCAGCAGCAGCAACUAUUUCUGCAGCAACAACAGCUCCAGGAGCAACAACAGCAGCAGCAGCAGCAGUUACUGCUGCAACAUCAGCAGCUAUUGCAGCAACAGCAGCAACAGCAGCAGCUACAGCAGCUACAGCAGACAUUCAAUGCAGUUCCAAGUGAAGUUCUACAAGAGCAUGAUCCCCAAGAGCAGGCCAUCGAGGAUCUUUCGAUGCCAAACAAAAGAGCGGAAACACCGGUCCGUCGCAGCCGAAGGCGUUCCAUGACACGGUCACCGUCUCCCACAAACAGUCUUGGAGAGCACACGACGCCGGCCGCGUCCCUGUUGGGUAGUGCCCGCAAGCGCGGACGCUCGCGUUCCAUGACGAAAUCACCCUCCCCUCAGCGGCUGGCGGAAGCAGCCUCAUGCCUUGAAGCGGUGCAAGAGGAACCGGAACCACCAGUAACAGUGGCAGUGGCAGAUGAGCGGCUCGACGCCCAGAUGGAGCUUACUGACACCGUGUGGCCCGAAGUAAAAGGCGAAGAUAGCAACGAGCAAUCUUUCGAUGCUUUCGUGGCCGCCGACCACACUCAGCUGCUGUCGGAGAAGAGUGAAGACACGCUGGGUUCUUCGGUGCCGGAUGCGGAACCAGUUUUCGCAAUGGACACGGAAGCACCGGAAGUGAAACCUCCUUCAUCGUUGCUGGGCGAGGAUGACGUGCGGCGUGACGAAAAUCAAGAGGCGGAGGAUCCGCUGGCAGCAGAUGAAUCGUCUAAUGUAGCCACCGAGGAUGAAGUUAGCCCCCUACCACCAGCAGAAUUGGAACAGGUGAAGGUGGAGCUUAAGACAGAAGUCGACGAAGGGGACGAAGACCAGACAGUCGAACCGCAGGAAGCGGACGAAAAGGUGCUGAAAACGGAACCAGAACCCGCUGCUAGUGGUGGCGAAGAGAAGGGAAAGGAAUCAUCCGAUGCCGGCAACAAGAAGCAAACGCAGCAUACCAAUACCAUCGAGUUUCUGUCGGAAGAGAUCGAGCCGCAACUGGCGGAUGAGUCGAGCAAAGCACAAUUGAGUUGGUAUGAUUCCGAUAUUAACCUUAUGGUCAACCCGAAGGAUUGCCUCUCUGCUAAACCGCUCUCCGAUGGCAUCUUCGGUUUAGUGUGGGGUGGGGCACGCGCUAACCGCGGAUUUGCUGGCGGGCGAGUAUUCUACGAAGUAUCAGUAGGCGAUGAAUUGCAGCCCGCCACUCGCUCACCGUUCGUACCGGAGGGCGAAGAGUGCACACCGGAAAUUCGGAUAGGUUGGUCGAAGCUGGCCGACGGUAAACGAAAUCUGGGCGAAACGGCGUGUUCGUUUGGAUACGCCAGCAGUGGACAGAAGGUUAGCGGUGGCACCUUCGAGGAGUACGGUGCAACCUUCGGCAAGCAUGAUGUCGUCGGUGCCUACUUGGAUAUGGAGUCGCAACCGUGCAGCAUUCAAUUUACGCUCAACCGAGUACGCCAGGGAGCAGCUUUCGAGUUUGAAAAGGACAGCCUCGACGGUGCGGCACUAUUCCCGCACGUUUACACGAAAAAUUUAUCGUUCAAAAUUAACUUCGGAACCGUCCAGGAAGGGUUCCCGUUGAAGGUGCCGGAAAAGGUCACCGUUGCUAAGGAAGAGUCCGAUAAAGCUUCGGACGAUAAAGCGGACGCCGAUUCGUCGAAGGACGAAUCGCAGAAAAGUGCUGACCCAGAGGCCGAGGUGGUAGAGAAAGAAUCGAAGGCUGAGGCUGAAGAAACCCAGGAGAAGGUGGCUGCUGCUGUUACUGACACUAGCGACGCUGUAGCCACGGACGCCGGGGACGCUGCAGCCAUGGACGCCGGGGACGCUGCAGUCACGGACGCCGGGGACCCAGUAGCCACCGAAAGCGUUCCAUUCGACCCAGAGUUUCACUUCUGCGAUCGUUUCAUUGAAGAAAACGCUGAGCUGAUUGUUGAAGGACUGAAAGGACCACCGACGAGAGACUGUUGUGAGCUAAUAAUGAUGAUUGGGCUACCGGGAAGCGGCAAAACGCAUUGGGUGGAAAAUUAUCUUCGUGAAAAUCCCGAAUCUUCGUUCACCGUGCUGAGUGUCAACAGUUUGCUUGAGAAUAUGAAGAUCCUGGCACAGCCCCGCGAACCUUCCAACACACCGCAGUGGCAGAAGGUGAUUGAGCAGCUGACCCGGAACAUUGGCCGGUUGAUUGAAAUCGCUUGUAAGCGUCGCCGUCAUAUUCUCGUUGAUCAGACGAACGUCUUUUCUUCGGAGCAAAAGCGCCGCCUGAGAGGAUUCGGUGGCUUCAAGUCACGGCGUGCGGUCGCAGUCAUCCCGAGCGUGGAAGAGUACAAACGGCGCUACGAAGAGAAGGUUGCCAAGUACGGCAAGGAAGUACCUGACACGAACCUCAACACCAUGAAGGCAAACAUUUUUGUGCCAUCAGCCGAGCUAAAGCUAUACACGGAGAUCAUGUUUCCCGAGUUGCCCGACACCGAGGCACGGGAAAUGAUCAAAAAACUGAACGAGGAAGGCAGGAAGUUGAUACCUCCGCGGCGCCAACGGGGCAACCAGUCGAACCGGAACCACCACAAUCAGAAAAACAGUGGAAGCUCGAACUCCUCCAACAGCUACACUUCGCGAUGGAACCACAAUCGUUCGCAGGGCCAGUACGCCAACAAAACGAACCGGUACGGCAGUGGUUCGGGGGGUGGUGGCGGUAGCGGCGGCAGUGGCUACAAUCGGUACGGUAACAAAUCGAACGACAGCAGUCAGUACCAUCACCAGCAUCAUCGCGCCGGUGGCGAUUAUCGUAGUGGCGGAGGCAACGGCUACGGCCGCCGGGAUGAUCAGCAGCGCGGUGGCGGUGGAUAUGGCGGUGGUGGUGGUGGUGGUGGCAACCGUUAUGACUCGUGGUCACGCAACAGUGGCGGGUAUUACAAUGAUCGUGGUUAUACGAACCGUGGCUAUCAGCAACAGCAGCAGGAUCAUUCCAACAAUCGAUACGAUGCGCGACGUCGCGAUCGUCGAGGAUACAAUAGCUCGGGAUGGAACGGUGGGCACGGUGGCCAGCAGCAACAGCAGCAGUGGAACAACUACGGCGGCAACUCGGGCACCUCCGACACUUGGUACAGCUGGUGGCAGUCGAACUUGAAGAACUUGCUGCACCAGGGCGGCGGACAGAAUGGGGGCAGCGGCGGUGAUCAGUCGGGGUCGUCUUCGGGCGCGUACUGGAACCAGCAGUACGGCCAGCAUCAGAAUGCAUCGUCCUCGUACGGGAACUACCACUCGAAGGGGGGUUCUGGGGGCUCCAGCAAUAUCGGAUCAAACUGAGGCGCAACGACGACGACGAGCUGGUGUCCCCCCCUUGCCUAGCCUAGUUCUGUGCAAGGGUUUGGCUCCUCUUCGGUUUGGCCACUUUUCGUUUGCCGGCACCAUUGAAAAUGUUCGUCUUUUUUCUUAUUUUUAAUCUUCCCGCCCGACGCCCCUAAACAAAUAUUUAACUUGUUGUAGAGUAGUGUAGUUUUAAUGAAACUUUUUCAUCGCUCGAGAACCACACACAAACACACAACAUCUACGCCUGGAGGCCAACCGUGAACCGUGAAAGCCGUUCGUGUGUUGGCGGCGGCGGACACGCGACGCUAGUUUUGUGCUAGCUCUAGAAUGCACAGGAUUCGAACAGCGAACAUGUAAGAGAGGCACCCAAAUCACACCGAAACCGAUAGCGGAUAGAGACACGCCGCCGCGCGAGACCUGACCCUUGUGUACUUUAUCUGUAUAAUGUAUGUUUUCUUUGAAUACGAAUACCUAAGACAACUCUCAAUGCAAGGCGCUUGAGGAUGGACUGGAUGGCGGAUAAUCACUGGCGUUUUACCUGUAGCGGCACCGAUAAUCGGUACGUCGUUGUGUUGUUUUUCAUUUUACGGAUUUUUUUAUGUAAUUCCCCGCGCUUGAGAGUGCAUGCUUUUGCGAAAGAAUAGGAAAGCCAGCCCUCUGAAGAGUUCUGUUUGAUCCUUUUUUUUAAUGAACGUAUCGCGAAUAGUUACGGUUGAGUUUAGGUUAAGCUUAUCGGUUAAGCUUAUGGCCUGUAGAUGUAAUGCGACGCCACCAUCGCGACUGUCCGACCCACUCAUCGCUCAUAACAAUUCAUUCGGCGAAGCGCCGCCGAGCUUACUGUUUUCAUCUUUCGUUGGUGUUAUGCCACUCCGUCUUUUACUACUGCUAGCCAGCAUCUCAUUAACUUUUUACGGUAGUACAUGAAUAAACAGUAGUAGUAAUCCCCCCCUAUACAAACAUUAUACAUAUAUAUAUAUAUAUAUAUAUAUUAGCAAACCAGAACUUCGAUAGCGAAUACACUGUGCGUGUGUUGUGUGUGUUCCGUUUAGAGAUGAUUAGUGUGAGGUUGGAAAGGACGGUCAGAACAGAGGCGCAAAAAGCGGUCCGCGACAAACUGAUACCUGUAGAGAGAUUCAACACACUAAACGAACGAUUGAGAGUGGGAUUAAUUGAAACAAUGGAUUGCUAUAUUAUGAAAUCACAUACAAACCACAAAAACACACACAACUUUUGGCGUGCUCUAUUCUUAAAUUAUUAAAGUAAUGUUCAUUCUUAAAACAAAAAAGCAAAUGCAGCAACAUUGCAAGCAGCAAUGGGGGACAGUGAAUAUCUAUGAAUUGAAAUGACAAAAAUAAACAAGAAGUAAUAAACAAACUAAACCACGCGCCUCCUACCUUACAUAGAACCCCCCGUGGGCUGUGGCCGGGCGUUAAGUGGCAGCCGGAAAGGGAUGUGAAUGCACUUGGUCCUCGUUUCCGUUUGUGUGAGUGUGUGUAUACUUAAGGUAUCAAUAAAGAACA